AUGAUCCAAACACCGUCUGACGCACUCGCUGCGAAUCUUAAUCCCACAAGUGCCCGUCUUGCAAUAAACUGCACGGAUCCGGUUCCACCCGGCCAGGCACCUCUUCCGCGCUGUAUAUCUGGCAUAGGCUUUAGCUACAACGCCGGUCAAUACGACACCAACACGCGGAAAUUAUAUCGCUCUGCUCGUAGAACAAGUCAUUUUACCACGUUCUUUGGUCAAUACAUUUCUUUCGAUAUUAUCCAAACAACCUCGAACAUGACUGCCAACCCGAUAGCCGUUCCACAAGACGACGCGACAUAUAACUGGGGAUUCGUAGCGACAGCUCCUCUGUUUAACUUUAAUAGGACUGCAUUUAAUGAUAAUACACCGGCAGGACACGCAGGACUCAAUCAAGUAACCUCAUACUUGGAUUUAGAGCAAUUAUAUAGUAACGAUCCUACGGUGCAAAUGCAAUUGAGAGAUACUGCCAGUUCAAGAGGUUACCUAAAGACCGGUACGCCUGGUUAUGCUCCAUUCGAUCCCAAUAAUCCAACAAAAUACCUCGUGGGUGCUGCCAACCCUAAAUCACGUAACUUAUUCGUAAUGGCCAUGCACACUGUUUGGUUACGUAAUCACAACCGACUGUGCGAUCAGUUGUGGGACACGCACGGCACGUCAUGGACCGAUGAGCAGUACUAUCAAGAAGCACGUAGAUUGAACAAGGCGUACUAUCAAAAGAUGGUCACGGAAGAAUAUCUGGGUGUGGUUCUUGGACGGCCUUUACCACUAUACUCUGGUUAUAACGCCAAUCAAGCCAACGGCAUUGAUACUGUCUUUGCUAGCAUCACAAUGCGAUACGGACAUACUGAGCUGAGCGAUGCGUAUCACAUGGAAGAUAUCAACGGCGAGGAUUUGGCUAGUCUUCCCUCGAACCAAAUCAAUGACGAAACUCUGCUCGAAAAGUUUUCGUUAGAAGUCGUUUUGAGGUCACUAGCCUUGCUCAGGCAAGAGGAAGUCGAUGGAUUGAUCUCGGAUAAUGUUCGUAAUUUUUGUCCAACUCAGACACUGUGUUUCGAUAACGCGUCUACUGAUAUCAACAGAGCUAGAGACAGAGGUAUUCCAGUGUAUAAUACAGUCAGGCAAGCUUAUGGGUUCGCGCCAGCAAACACUUUCGCCGACAUUACUAGCAAUCCGGAUAUGCAGGCUCGGCUUCAAAAACUUUAUGGAACUGUUGACCAAGUAGAAGCAUACAUUGGUAUGUUUUAUGAGGAUCAUUUGCCGGGUUCUAACUUUGGACCAACUCUUAAUGCCAGCAUGAUUACACAAUUUUCUAUCUUUCGUGAUACCGACAAAACAUGGUACGAAAACACGCUCUCUGAUGACGAGAAACUGGCUGUUCGUAACACAACAUUCCGGGACAUUGUCCUUGCGAAUCUCAUACUUCCCGACGGCACAAACUUUCCGCAGAACGUCUGGACCGUCCAACCCGAUACUGGAUCUUCUUCAAGCGAUUUAGACACGGCGUUUCCCGGAAAAGUUACUCCAUGGACUCCAUACAUAUUGAGGUGGAGGAUCUCGGGAACUGUUAUCCAGUUUGCAGUCGACCUAGCCACAUCGUCGGGAAGUGGAUGGUUUGGAGUUGGAUUUGGUCCCACUGACGAUGGCAUGACUGGAGCCGAUAUGAUUAUCGGGAUCGUCAGCAAUGGAAACGUCAACAUAAUGAACUAUUAUGCGACCGGUUAUCAGCCACCUAUCGUUGAUCCCGUUCAAGAAGUUCAACUCGACAGUCAGAGCGUUUCUAACGGGCUUGCUCGGGUUCAAUUUUCGCGAUCUCUAACGUCUAGUAAUAGCGAUAAACGCAAACCUAUCAAGAACCAAGACUUGAAAGUGAUUAUGGCGUACAAUCCAGUCAGUUCGAUCUUGACGUAUCACGGCAACAAUCGUCAGAAGCUUCGCAUCAACUUUUACACAAAUACAAUUGCGUCUGAUGCUAAUCCUGAAUCUAUUAUGCGUACAAGAAUAGCACAUGGAAUCUCAAUGUUUCUUGCUUGGGGAGUGAUCUAUCCAGCUUCUGCGUUUAUUGUUCGGUACUACAAGCAUACAUACGGAUUUCUCAAAAUUCAUGUAAACAUGCAGCUGCUGGCUUCUUCUCUAGUGGCUACAAUGGGCGCCGCAGUUAUUGCUACUGUUAGUAAGACUUUAUGCGUGCAUGCAAAGGUUGGACUGGUCGUGUACGGCUCUACCUACAUACAAUUGGGGUUGGGUAUUUGUUCAUUCUGGCUCUUGAAGAAAAUAGAGUCUGUGAACGAAGGUAUUCCUCGAAUACUUAAACGGGCCCAUCGAUACUUUGGAGGGACACUUAUAAUUGCGGCUUUGUUCAAUAUAUACCUCGGUAUUCAACAGUUUGGUUUACAGUAUGGGUACAACGACUUGCCGUUGAGGAUUGCGUUUAUAUCAUAUGUUUCGGUCGUUGUCCUUGUCUUUAUAUUCGCCGAGCUGUGGCGCGCAUUUGAUGGAGUCUUUGUCGCCAGAUCUUGCCGAAAAGAAGAUAUUGUAGAAGCAAAGACUAUGCUAUAUUCAUAUCUCACUGUCGAGGCACAUUCAGAGUUGCCAGACUUUACCUGGGAUGAAAUCAACGAAAGGGUGCAGCGCGGUGCAUUUUUGGUUGUCUGCGAUGGUCUGGUUGCCGACAUCAGGAAAUGGAUCAAUAUACAUCCGGGUGGUGCCAAGAUUUUAGAAAGAGUUAUUGGAACUGAUAUUACCAACGACUUUUACGACACGCACAAAAUAGACUUGAUAAAAGAAAAAGAAAAAGAAGAAGCCCUGGAAAAUAAAGAUAUGAUCUUUGCUCAACCAGCCAGUCUCAUCUCCCCAGUACUAGGAGAAUAUGCUCAUCUGUGGGACAAGCGAAAACAGACCCAGUACCGAAAGACAAUUUUGACCACUAUUGACGACGCAAACAUCAAGAUUUUCCACAAAUCUCGCGUUCCAAUCGCGCGUCACAAGCACACGGCAUUUGCCACCAUGCAGUUUGCAACAAUGGUUAUCGGAAAGGUGUCGGAAACCAACUAUACAGUAGACAAGAGUCUCGAUGCUUUGGAUCCAGAUCUCAAAUCAUACUUUAGACCAGAAGCUGCGCCGUUUUUGGAGUUUGAUAUCGCAAAGGAUACGUCAAACAGAGUAUUCAGGAGAUAUCAAUUGACUGACAAGGAAAUGAUAAAUGCCAAUCCAAAGUUACCAGUCUACAGAUUAACCUUUACCAAAGUACAUCAGCCCAAGAAAGCCGGUGGUGACCGUUUUCUCCCUGGUGAUUACGUCGAACUUCAAGGCCGUGUUAAAGGACAAGUGAUUGUGCGUAGUUACACGCCCAUCGAAGGACGCAUGUCAAACACCUUCUCCAUCAUUGUGAAGAUCUACCCUGACGGUCUCAUGUCGCAACUCCUUCACAACCAGCUAGUAGGAUACGAAGUUAAAAUCCGUGGACCGUUUGAUUUAUCUGAUCGUAUUGGAGUUUCGCACUUGUCACAGAAUGAGUUGUCGACUGUUAUGGGAAGAAGGUUUAGCUCGAGUCGUUCUGUAAUAAGCAACACAAGUUCUGAUUAUAACGGACAUAUAUUGCUGAAUCCUGAUGCUUCUGAUGGGUGUUGGGAUGAAUUGUUUAUGAUUGCUGGUGGUACUGGCGUUACACCCAUGUUACAGUUAAUCAAAUACUACCUAAAAACAUUAGCUUCAAACCGUGACCGUCGCCUUUCAAUGCACUUGCUUUACGCUAAUGACAAAGUUGAAGACAUUAUCGACGGUCUUAAACUCGAAGGUUUUGCAGCCUUAAGCAAAGGAAUGCUAACAGUUACCUAUAUUCUUACCAAACCACCCAACAAUUGGAACGGUCUUACCGGCCACAUCAACACUGAAAUUCUUAACAACUGGAUUAGUCACCAUGCGCGAAGAGACACGAUAUUCAAUCAACCGUCGAUGCCACAGCCAUUGACUAGUAGUGUAGGACAGGACUCAUAUUACUCUGAUCGAACACCUGACGCUAAUUACGCUCAUAUGGACGUGGAUGAGGUUAACAAUGAAGUAAUACAGGCAACCGUUGAGGAUAAUGACGAGGUUAAUCAAGAAGUAGUCAACGCAUCUACUCAUAGUCUUAGCACCACAGACCACGAGAUAAUAGGAACGCCAAUACAUCCAUCACACGUCCUUAAUAGUAAGGAUCCUUUGAACCGUCAUGCAAGUCUUCUCAGUUCCUCGUAUGCGCCAACAGGUAGUCCUUUAUUAAGUCCGAUGUUGUCACCCACGCCAUCGCAGAGUUAUUAUCAAAUGCCGAGGAUGAAAAUUGUUGCAUGUGGACCUUCGCCAAUGUUGUUGACCGUACAGAAUUCGUUAAAGGAUAUGGGAUAUUCGGAUGACGAUAUUAUCAUGAUGUUUUAA
This is a messenger RNA of Paraglomus occultum, 4413 nucleotides long. The record is from the annotation of a GenBank genome assembly. NCBI's taxonomy places the organism in Eukaryota, Fungi, Glomeromycota, Glomeromycetes, Paraglomerales, Paraglomeraceae.